GCUUCAGCAACGGUCACACAGCUAACAUUUCGUAUGAAUUUCACAUUGCAUUUCUCUUUAGAGUUAAUAGAACUAAAAUACAAAGUGGUUGUCAAGAUCAGAGGAUUGCAUACGAUCCUUAACGACAAAGCUUGAUCCACCCGCCAAAAGUGUUCCCCUUCGCCCGACUGCACUGUGAGAAAACCGGUUGUUGACCUUCGGCAGCAUGGAGCGUCGUCGCUUUAACUUGAGCAGCAUGUCACCCAUGGCGGAUUCCACGCGGAUUGAGGCGUCGCUGAUAAGUAAUCGUCCGACGGCCAGUAGUUUCCUGAGGGGACUGAGUCCCAGGGGGUCGAAUAUCUCGCUCAAUGGCACACGCACUCCGGAGAGGUCGUUGAUGAACCGCACUGCCACAUCGCCCAGCGCCAUUUCGCGACAGAAACUGAACCUCAGCCAGGUGGAUCCCAGAACUUUUGCCGAUGUGCAUAGCAGCGGACUGGCAUCCCGAGUCGUGGCCUACCAUGAGAGCAGCUUGGGAGGACGCAGUAGUCUGCAGCGCAGCAUGUCCGCCAGCAAUCUGUACAACCCACUGACGCAGCCGCGCAGAGCGCCCGCUUCCCCGUUGCCAUACAAGUCAAGGGCGCCAACGCUUUCGAUAACGCAGAUUGCACCACCAGAGCGUAGUUUUUAUUCUGGCAACACGCUGCCAAGCUUGUUGCGCUCCAACUCCUUGGCCGGAGUAGUGCAAAAGACCAGCGAACAGGAGCAGCUUUCAAGGGAGAAUCGACCAAUCUUACACCCACCUCAUCCACAGCAUGAGAGCGAGCCAACAAGAAGCGUGCUGGAGGAGCUUAAGGAGAUCUCCCGGAAGCGCAUUAAUACGGGAGAUACGCAGCAGCCUCAUGACUUUACAAAAAGGAGUUGCCAGCGAAGUGUGGACUUUGUGGACCAUCACCGUCAUCAACAGCAACUACAUCAUUUGCAGCAACAGCAGAAUCAGUCCUUUAAAAGACAACGAGAGCUGACAGUAUCGGUUCCCCUCAGGCAUCAUUCGACAUCUGUGUCGGCUGCUCCUCCUGCAUUGCAACAUAUGCACUCGAAUGGAAACGUCUCUCCCACACAAUCUCCGGAGCAGGUGGCCAAACGGCCCAACUGUAGCUACAGCAACGACAUCGCUUCCUCGCUGAGUUCCAGUUGGCGUCACAGCAACAAGAGGAAGCUGUUGGACAUGCGGGAAAGGUUCCAGCACAGCAAAAACGACACACUAGUCAGUGGAGGAAGCUCACCUGAGAACUCGCCCGAAAAUGUGGCCAAAAUUCAACGUAAAGUUGAUGCAGAAACUGUUAGCAAGGCAUUGAGCAUGCCCUCUCCGGCAGUGGCGGCAGUCCCGGCUUCUCGAGCCAUUUCGGCACCUCCCAUACAAAAGACAGACCAGCAGCAUUCAGUGGUAGUUCCGCAGGUGACGGAAAAACCAAAGCUUACCCUCUUCAAUGCGCGACAGUCUCAAACUAAAGCAGAACAGCCGCGACCGGAUCUGAGUAGCCCGGAAGUAGACGCUGGCGAAUAUGCGGGCAUUCAGUUUGUAAAGCCCAAGCAGCAGAAUUCAAUGCUGGGCGUUAAGAACCCUAGCGUAGAACGCACUCACAAGACCAAACUAGCAAUUAUGCUGAGUGGAUUGAAGGGCGAACUGUACCAGGGAGAGCCGGACGAACUAGAUGCCCCAGCGCCCAAGCAAACGCCAUCGCCAGCGCCUCUUACUCUUCCUACGCCCAUCAAACCGAUCAUAGCUCCUUCUGUAACCACAUCCACAACGACUGUAACUUCCACCGCAACCACAUCAACUUCUGCGCCCAGCAAGCCGGUAAUACUAAGUAACCAGGUUAUAAAGCCAGCAGAUGUGCCAAACACAAAUACCACUAGCUCAGUGCCCAAACUUGUACUUGGUCAGCCUGCGCCGCCCGCUACAACGGAACAAACGCCACCAAAACCCACCGACAAAGUACCGGCAGCACAAGCAAAUAUCCCAGCCAAGUUUGAGCUACCAACCAAACCCGUCACUCCAGCAACAUCAGCUCAACCACUGAUCAGUUUUGGCACACCGAAAUCCACAGCAGCUCCAUCAUUCUCAUUUGGAAAUGCGACCAAUACCACUAGUAGCACUACUACCACUGUUACUAAUGACACCACCCCAAAGCCCAUAUUCUCGUUUGGACAAGCGCCUGCCAAUGGGCCCUCAGUAGGCGGUCUUUCUGGAUUCAAAAUAGACACCCCAGCAACGACUCUGGCAAGUACAACUAACGCUGGGACACCGGUCACAUCUACAACUACUUUCGGAGUGGCACCCAAAACAACGGCUACUGUUGCUCCCACUACAACUGCAUCGCUCAGUUUCGGCCAGCCGAAUUCAGCAGUGUUAGGCGUCGCCACCAGCAAGGCAACCACAACAGCAACGUUGCCAUCAUUUGGAGCACCGACCACGGCGGUCAAACCCAUGUUUUCGUUUGGACAAUCGGGAAAUCUAAGCUCAGGAACUCCGACAACCAACGGAAGCGAUGCAGCUGUGGCCAAGCCGCCUGUAUUCAGUUUUGGGGGUAGCACCACUCAACCAGCUACUGCUGCACCGACACCGGUAUUUGGAAGCCUAUCGAAACCCCUAGGUGGAGGUUUUAUGUCACCCGUGACCAACAAAUCCGAGACAACUAAGCCUGGUAUCUUCGGCAAUUCGGACAACGGAUUUGGAAACGCAGUGAAGCCACCAGCUAAUGUGGCAGCAACAACCGCCGCCGAGCUUCCCAAGCCAUUUGGGUUCCCAGCCACAACAACCGCGGCUGGUGCAGGAUCGUCGGGCACAAAUCUCUUUACAUUUGGAGGGACGGCCACUUCAAAGGCAGCGGAACCAGCUCCAGCAAGCCAGAAUAACCUUUUCGGACAAAGUGCAACCCCAAGUACGCCCUUUGCCUUUGGAGGAGCGGCAGCCAACGCAGGAAACAGUGGAAAUAAGGAUAACAAAUCAAUGUUUGCAUUUGGCGGAGCUGACAACAACUCGGUAGCCAAGCCUAGUGGGCUAUUUAGCUUUGGUGGCACGGACAAGCCGGCUCCACCUGCCUUUGGCAGCGUAACAACAUCGGUGACAUCUGCCACAGCAACGCCAACAAACAGCGCCUUUGGAUUUAGCACAGCUCAGAAGCCGACAACACCCAUGUUUGGAAGUGGAUCAACGCAACAGUCUUCGACACCUGCAGUGGCAGCCGCCAAACCUUUUACAUUUGGUGGUGGGACCGCGCAGCCUCCUGCACCGGCAGCUUCUACAGCUUCAGGAGGAUUCUCGUUUGCCGCCGUUGCGGCCAAAAAUACCACGGAGCCAACAGGAACAAAUUUGUUUGGCAGCCCCGCCAACGCCAACAAGCCAAGCUUCAACUUUGGAGGAAACACCGCCACCCAGGCAGCACCAGGAGCAGCAGGAUCAGCAGCUGGUGGCUUCUCCUUCGCCACGGCCACCAAGAAGGAGGACUCUGCUAGCAACAAUAUGUUUGGAAGCCCCAACACCGGAGUGGUGAAACCUAAUUUUAGCUUCUCCAGCAACAACCCAACCACACAGUCGGCAGCUCCUACCCCAGCACCUAGCUUCGGCGGAUUCGGUGCUCCGGCAGCUGCUGCACCAACAGCUCCCUCAACUAAUCAGAAUAAGCCCUUUGCAUUUGGAGGUAGCACUCCGGCUUCGGCCCCCAGCGCAGCGCCCUUGGGCGGCAACCUGUUUGCCAAUGCAGUGUCUGCUACCCAGAACCAACCGAAGCCAGGAGUCUUCUCAUUUGGUGGCGCUAAGAGCACCCCCAGCGCCACAGCCGGCAAUGCUCCCUUCUCGUUUGGUGGCGCAUCUGCUGGCGGCAUCGCCUCGCCGCCCAGUAAUCAGGGCUUAAACACCGCAAAGCCCUUCAGCUUUGGUGGCGCCGGCGGCACUCCAGCCCCGAAUGUCUUCGGAAGUCCAGCGCCUGCUCCGCCAGUAAGCAAUCCUGCAGGGGGCUUCAGCUUCGGCGGCGCCAGUCCAGCUCAGCAGGCGAAUGCCGGAAACAUGUUUGCCCCCUCGCCAGAAAGUCGGCCCAUGCGUAAGGCCACUAGGCGGCUGCAGAAAUAAGUACACUUCAGAAGUUGAUUCGUAGGUCAUUUUUGUGUUGCUAGUUAAAUUAUUAUUUUUUACCGAACAGUAAAUGGUUAAAAAAGAGUAGUUGGCAGUACGGUUUGUAAUAUAUAAUAUAUAAAAUCUAAAUCGACUCUGGUUUGUUCUGUGAAAUUAAAUUGACAGACUUCUCUUUGGAUUGUCACUAAAGGUUAGAUAAAUAAUAAUUUAAUACUAUUAUAAGGAACGUAAAAAAGCAAAUAAAAUGGAAACAAAUAUAAAGAUUUAACGUA
Drosophila teissieri is the source of this 4386-nucleotide messenger RNA. Its product is annotated as nuclear pore complex protein DDB_G0274915. Bases 206 to 4111 code for a protein of 1301 amino acids. The transcript is spliced from 4 exons. The record is from RefSeq and is a predicted model, not a curated record. NCBI's taxonomy places the organism in Eukaryota, Metazoa, Arthropoda, Insecta, Diptera, Drosophilidae.